GUUCAUGUUCAUCUUGAUUAUUUUUCACCCGAGUGUGAAUGUGAAAUUCUAUUCUAUGCCGGGUUGUCUUAGAAUUCCAAAGAGAAUUGAAAAUAUUCUUUGAAAAAUUCAUUAAAAUAUUGUGCAUAUUCAUCCAAAUAACAAAAUAUAUUUCAAAGAACUCCAAAAACAUCAUAAAAUCUUUCCUCGGUCGGAGCUCGGAGAAAAGAAAAACUUAACAAAAAGUAAGGAUCGAAGAACGACAACGAGAACGACGAGCCACAUACAGAAAGAACAACCAAAGUAGAAAAAAGGACAGACGGAGCCUCCAUAGCAAAAACAAUGGCGUCCCAUCAAUAUCAUCAAAUUGCAAAUCUUCUGGAAAAGAUGACAUCCAGUGACAAAGAUUUCCGGUUCAUGGCCACAAAUGAUUUGAUGACGGAAUUGCAAAAGGACAGUAUUAAGUUGGACGACGAGUCGGAGAAAAAAGUCGUGCGAAUGGUGUUGAAAUUAUUGGAAGACAAAAACGGAGAAGUUCAGAAUUUGGCUGUGAAGUGUUUGGGUCCGCUGGUUAAUAAGGUCAAAGAGAAUCAAGUUGAGACUAUUGUUGAUUCAUUGUGUGCGAAUAUGAUUUCGAAUACAGAACAACUGAGGGAUAUCUCGAGCAUAGGAUUGAAGACGGUAAUUUCGGAACUACCUCAGGCUUCGAAUUCGCUUGCACCAAAUGUUUGCCAAAGGAUCACUGGAAAACUUGGCAAUGCUAUUGAGAAGGAAGAUGUCUCAGUAAAACUCGAAGCUCUGGACAUUCUUUCGGAUUUGCUUUCUCGCUUUGGAGAUUUCCUAGUACCCUUCCAUCCUGCUAUCCUAAAGGCUCUUGUUCCACAGUUGGGUUCUUCUCGUCAGGCAGUCCGUAAACGAACCAUAGUCGCCCUGUCUCAUUUGUUGACUUUGGCCAAUACCACUGCAUACAAUGGAGUUAUUGACCAUUUGUUAGAAGGCCUUGAAAAACCACAGAAUCAGGGAGCAAUACGCACAUAUAUUCAAUGUUUGGCAUCAAUAUGUCGUCAAGCUGGACAUCGUCUUUGUACUCGAAUUGAACGAGCUAUGUUCCUUUUAAAUAAGUACAGUCAACGGGAUGAUGAUGAACUUCGAGAAUUUUGUUUGCAAGCAUGCGAAGCAUUUGUACUUCGUUGUCCAGAUGCUAUUGGACCACACAUUCCUAUGAUUCUGGAAUUAUGCAUGAAAUACGUUACUUAUGACCCCAAUUACAACUACGAAGCUGACGAUGGCGAAUCUGGAGUGGCCAUGGAUACCGAAGAUGAGGAGUACGUGGACAGCGAAGAAUACAGCGAUGAUGACGACAUGAGCUGGAAAGUACGACGUGCCGCAGCUAAAUGCCUCGAAGCUCUCAUCGCAACUCGUCAUGAGCUAAUUGAAGAUUUCUAUCGUGAUCUAUCACCUGCACUGAUUUCACGCUUCAAAGAACGUGAGGAGAAUGUCAAAUCCGACAUUUUCCAUGCUUAUAUAGCUCUGUUGAAAAAUACACGCCCAGCCGAUGAAAUAUCUCAUGAUCCCGACUCAAUGGAGCAGGUUCCUGGACCAAUAAGCCUCCUGCAGGAUCAGGUUCCAGCUAUCGUUAAGGCAAUUCAGCCAUUGAUGAGGGAAAAGUCGAUGAAAACUCGACAAGAUUGCUUCUUGCUGCUAAGGGAAUUACUCAAUGCUCUGCCAGGAGCACUUGGAAACCAUUUGAACAACGUUAUGCCAGGGAUACAGUAUUCUCUUAGUGAUAAGAAUUCAUCUUCAAAUAUGAAAAUUGAUGCUUUGAGCUUUUUGUGCAGCCUCCUACAGGGACACAAUCCUCAGGUGUUCGAUCCUCACAUUCCAAUGCUGGUGCCAUUGGUGGUUAAUGCUGUGUUCGAUCCUUUCUACAAGAUUGCCACUGAGGCGUUGUUGGUGUUGCAACAGCUGGUGAAGGUUAUUCGUCCGGUGGACAUGCGCUCAGGCUACGAAGUGGCUCAAUUUGAUCUCGAGAAGCUAUACUCGUCUACUCUGCAGAAACUCAAAGCCACCGAUGUGGAUCAAGAGGUUAAGGAACGUGCUAUAGCCUGCAUGGGCCAGAUCAUUGCCAACAUGGGUGAUCUACUUAAGGCGGAAUUGGCAACUUGUCUACCCAUCUUCAUGGAACGUCUAAAGAAUGAAGUGACUCGUUUGAGUUCGGUCAAGGCUCUCACUAUGAUCGCUGGAUCCCCACUACGUAUUGAUUUGUCCCCUAUUCUCAAAGACGUUCUCCCAGCUCUGGGAUCUUUCCUGAGGAAGAAUCAGCGUGCACUCAAACUCAACUCUUUGACUCUGCUAAACACUUUGGUCGACAACUAUUCUCACUUAUUCGGUCCCCAGUUGUUGCAGAUAGCCAUCAGCGAAAUUCCAGCACUGCUUAACGACGCCGAUCUGCAUGUUGCUCAAUUGUCGUUGGUUCUGCUUACGACAACUGCUAGGAGACAGCCACAGGCUUUGGUCGGCAUUCACGAUCAGUUCAUGCCGUCGGUGUUGAUUUUGGUGCGAUCACCUUUACUGCAAGGCGCCGCUCUUACAUGCACCCUGGAGCUGUUCCAAGCUCUGGUAAAGGCUAAAUUGCCUGGACUUGGAUACCAUCAGUUGCUGGAGAAGCUGAUGGAGCCCAUUCUCAAUGGAACAAACACGGAACAGCUUCACAAGCAGGCAUAUCAUUCGCUGGCUAAGUGCGUUGCCGCUUUGACAUUACAAAGUCCCACAGAAGCAGUCCCAUUGGCAUCUCAACUGCUCAACGAUCUACAGAAGCGUCAGGGAGACACACAUUUGGUGUUUUGUCUGCUGACCAUCGGGGAAAUUGGACGGCAUUUCGAUUUGAGCUCAAUCGAUUCUCUGCCAAAGAUCAUCAUUGAUUGCUUCGGAGCUAGUUCGGAGGAUGUGAAGGGAGCUGCCAGCCAUGCGUUAGGAGCUGUUGCUGUGGGAUCUCUACACUGUUUCUUGCCCUUGAUUCUCAAAGAAAUUGAAGCUCAACCCAAGAGACAGUAUCUUCUGUUACAUUCGCUGAAAGAAGUAAUCUCCUCCCUAUCGAAUACACCAAAUGGUCUGGAACAGUUGUUGCCAUCGGUUCCAUCGAUUUGGGCGCAACUCUUCAAACAUUGUGAAUGCUCCGAGGAAGGUUCCCGGAAUGUUGUUGCCGAAUGUUUGGGCAAACUGGUUUUGGUCAAUCCUGAGGAGCUUUUGCCUCGCCUGCAACAAGCUUUGCACAGUGAAAGUGCCCUGAUGAGGACCGCUGUUGUGUCCAGUGUCAAGUUCACCAUCUCUGAUCAGCCACAGCCUUUUGAUCUACUUCUCAAGCAAUGCAUUGGAGAGUUUUUGUUUGCCCUACGUGAUCCAGAACCAUCGGUGAGGAGAGUCGCUCUGGUUGCAUUUAAUUCAGCGGUUCACAACAAACCAAGCUUGGUUAGGGAUCUUCUGCCAACAUUAUUGCCAUGGCUUUAUUCCGAAACUAAAGUUAAGGGUGAAUUGAUUCGUGAAGUUGAAAUGGGUCCCUUCAAACACACCGUUGACGAUGGCUUAGAUAUUCGUAAGGCAGCUUUUGAAUGCAUGUACACACUUCUAGAACAAGGUUUGGAUCGUGUUGAUGUUAUGCAAUUUUUGGAUCAUGUUCAAGCUGGACUUUGUGAUCAUUAUGACAUUAAAAUGCUAACAUACUUAAUGACAGCUAGAUUGGCUGUAUUAUGCCCAGAAGAUGUGUUAUUAAGACUGGAUCAAUUUGUUCAACAACUACGUGAUACCUGUACACAUAAAGUCAAAGCUAAUUCGGUUAAACAAGAAUAUGAAAAACAAGAUGAGUUGAAGAGAUCAGCCCUGAGAGCGGUAUCCGCAUUGGCACAGAUUCCUAAAGCAGAUAAAAACCAACAACUGGCUGAUUUCCUAAAAUCCAUCAAGGAUACACCUGAGUUGAAUAAAAUCUAUGAUUACGUUCAAAAGGAUUCACUUUCAAAUAAUAAUACCGAAAGCAUUUCCAUGGAUCAGAGUUAGACCCGUUAAUCAGUUAUCAGUUUAUUUUUUUUUUUAAACAUAAAAGAGUUUAGUGACGAGUUUAACGAGUAAUUAUAAUUAUUCGACUUCUUUUACUUGUGAAUACUCUGGUGUUUCGAGUAUAUGGAUGGGUCAAAAAGAAUAAUAAUAUAAUUAAUCAUGCAAAUCAUUAAAUAUAUAUUUAUAAAAAAUAAUAAUAAUAACAAUAAAAAAAGAAAUAUAAAAUAAAAAAAAAAAAAAACAACACAAAAAAACUAUUCUGUGAGGAAAAUUGUUAACAUCAUAAAAUAUUAUACGAACUAAAACUUGAACAAAGAAGAAAAUCAAGGAAGAGAGAAAACUAUACAUAUAUGUAGAGAGAGAGAGUAAACAAAAAAGAGCAAGAUUAUCAAAAAAGGCCUUUUUAAUAAAGCUGCAUUUAAGGUUUUUUCCCUCUCUCCUUCUUAACACUUUCUGUUGGCCGUUAAAUUGUCUGACACGAUCGCUUUGGAAAUUAAUCUAUUUAAUCCAAUGAAAUACAAGCAUUUAAAAAUAUACAAUAUAAAAUAUAUCGACCCAAACAAUUAAACAACAGCAACAGAAAGAACAUACAAAAUUAAAUCAGAAAAUCAGAUCAAUAAAAAUAUGUUUAAUUCAAAGCUAAUA
Eupeodes corollae is the source of this 4674-nucleotide messenger RNA. RefSeq names its product cullin-associated NEDD8-dissociated protein 1 (gene Cand1). The record is from RefSeq and is a predicted model, not a curated record. Gene Ontology annotation, cellular component: nucleus. Gene Ontology annotation, biological process: SCF complex assembly; protein ubiquitination. Bases 322 to 4029 code for a protein of 1235 amino acids. The transcript has 9 exons. NCBI's taxonomy places the organism in Eukaryota, Metazoa, Arthropoda, Insecta, Diptera, Syrphidae.